UUCUUUUCUUAUGUUUUCUUGGGCUGGUUUUGGAAGAGAAGAAGAGAAUGAUGAUGUUUCGGGAGACGCGUUUCAGAUGAACGACGAUCUUGACUUUUCGGACGAGGAAGACGAUAACAAGGCAGUGAAUGGGGAAACCAUGGUUAACGGUUCAAACGUGAAUACUCGAGUUGCUGAGCUUGAGUCUGAAAUUCAACAACGAGACAGUUUGCUUCAGAUGAAAACAGACGAACUAAGGCGUAUUGCUUUGCAAAAUCAUGAUUACGAAGUCGAGGUUUUGUUUGAGUGA
Messenger RNA from Blastocystis hominis, 289 nucleotides. RefSeq lists its product as hypothetical. The record is from RefSeq and is a predicted model, not a curated record. The coding region runs from base 11 to 289 and encodes 92 amino acids. The transcript has 2 exons. Lineage: Eukaryota; Bigyra; Opalinata; Blastocystidae.